GUCACGACCAGGGCACAUGAGCUCAGUUCCUCAAUUGCCAGAGGCUGAGAGGAGCAAAGGGGGUGGUGUGGUCCAAACCCAAGCUCCUGCUCUCCCUCUUCAUCCCCGGGAGAGACAUCCGACCCCUAACUUCUGUUGCCUCUCCUGAAACGCGCACUAGCAGGGUUGUGCGCUCUAGCCCAGCACAUCCGCGCGCGGCACCAGGGCGCCAGCACCAGCCAGAGGCGAUGCGUGCAGGGGGGCGGGCAGCUGGGUUCAGGCGGCCUGAGUAGGGCCCGCCAGGAGGCAGGGAGGCUGUGGGGUUAGAACCCCGGCUGCGCGGCAAGCAGAGGCCACCUUUGCUCCACACCACACCUGCUGCUGCUGCCACCACCGCCCCACCGCGAUGAGCCGCGUGAUCUCUCUGCUGCUGGGCGCUGCGCUGCUCUGCGGCCACGGAGCCUUCGGCCGCCGGGUGGUCAGCGGCCAGAAGGUAUGUUUCGCUGAUGUCAAGCAUCCCUGCUACAAGAUGGCCUACUUCCAUGAGCUGUCCAGCCGCGUGAGCUUCCAGGAAGCACGCCAGGCUUGUGAGAGCGAGGAUGGUGCCCUUCUCAGCCUUGAGAAUGAAGCAGAACAGAAGUUGAUAGAAAGCAUGCUGCAAAACCUGUCAAAGCCAGGAACAGGGAUUUCCGAUGGGGAUUUCUGGAUCGGGCUCUGGAGAAAUGGAGAGGGGCACACGUCUGGUGCCUGCCCAGAUCUCUACCAGUGGUCUGAUGGAAGCAGUUCCCAGUACCGAAACUGGUAUACAGAUGAGCCUUCCUGCGGAAGUGAAAAGUGUGUUGUGAUGUAUCAUCAGCCAACGGCCAACCCCGGCCUUGGAGGUCCCUACCUUUACCAGUGGAAUGAUGACAGAUGCAAUAUGAAGCACAAUUACAUCUGCAAGUACGAACCAGAGAUUUAUCCAACAGCUCCCGUAGAAAAGACUUAUUUUACAAAUCAACCCGGAGACACUCAUCAAAAUGUGGUUGUUACUGAAGCAGGAAUAAUUCCCAAUCUAAUCUAUGUCAUUAUACCAACGAUCCCCCUGCUCUUAUUGAUACUGGUUGCUUUUGGAACCUGCUGUUUCCAGAUGUUGCAUAAAAGUAAAGGAAGAACAAAAACUAGCCCAAAUCAGUCCACACUGUGGAUUUCAAAAAGCACCAGAAAAGAAAGUGGCAUGGAAGUAUAAAACUUCAUUGACUUGGCUCCAGAACAGAAAAUAGAGUUUUGUGAUUCUGGACCUGAAUACGGAAUGGCAUCAGAACCUUAGCUUGGAAUGGCUUGAAAUCUCAAAGGAUCUGCAAGUUGAACUGUAAGCUCCCCCUUGAGGCAAAUAUUAAAAUAAUUUUUAUAUGUUUGUUAUUUCAUUUAUAAAAUAUGCUGUGCUAAUAAUGGAGUGAGACAUGCUUAUUUUGCUAAAGGAUGCACCCAAACUUCAAGUAAAUGGGAUGGACCAUGCAGAUAAAAUUGCUAGCAACACACCAGGGAAGUAUGUGCAUUGGGAGCAGUUAUUUUUGUCUCUGUCACCUUUCAUAAGAUGUAAUCUAGUUAAGAUAAUGUAAAUGCCAUUGAAGUUUACAGUGUGCAAAAAUAUUUUCCUUUUACAUAAGUGUUUGAUAAAAAUGGACUGUUCUAGUAUUUAUUUUUAUGGUGUUUCAUUUUUCAAGACAUGCUGUUUUGAUUAAAGAAAUUUAUCACUGUCAACUGAAUUCACACACACAUAAAUACGUCGCCACAGAAAAAAGUUUCUCUUCUAGAAAUGGCUCAUCCUGUUUUUGUUUCUUUCCUUUGGGUCAGACUAUGUUUAGGAAGUCUCUGCAGAAAUCAGAAGUUACUUCAUUAACCGUGGUAUAAAUCUACUCAAAUAUUUUACUUGGAGGCAAGAAUUGUCUAAUUUCAAUUGUGCAAGACAUGUGCCUUACAAUUAUUUUGAAUUUAAAAUUUAACAGAUUUUGUAAUAACUUUGUUAAUAGCUGUGUAAACAAUAAUAUACUCAAUCUAGAACAAAACCAGUGGCAUACACAAUAUAAAUCAGAUGUCUUUAUGUGUUGCCUGUAUGACCACAAGUAGCCGAGGGUUCUGGAAUUGAUUUGGUCCCUCCCUUGCCCACAAAACAAAGAUGAUUGUUUGGAGUCUGGGACUGGUCCUGAAGGCAGAUAUCUGCAAAGUUUGCCUCAGGUCUUUCCUAGCUCUGUUGAGCCUCUAUCAGCAUAUAGGAGGGUUUUACAGUUGGGACUAGUUGAGUGGUCACUACCGGCAUGGAGUUAAGCACAGCAUACUGACUUUUCAGCAAGGAAAGAAACUGAAUUCGUGUGAAGAUGCGUUGGAGGGCAUCAGUGAUCAUGUGUUCGUUGUCCAGGGUUUGGCUAGGAGAGGAAAUGGAGGCACAUCUGUCCAAUCUUCUAGUUUCUACAAUGCUUGUGGCUCCUUCUUCUCAAGAGAGAGUUGUAACUGAGUCUGGUCUUCAAAUGCCUCUGUUCUCCUUUUAACCAAAUAAAAAGUUCCUGUUUCUGAAGAAUGAUCA
This is a messenger RNA of Phacochoerus africanus (Common warthog), 2542 nucleotides long. RefSeq names its product chondrolectin (gene CHODL). The record is from RefSeq and is a predicted model, not a curated record. NCBI's taxonomy places the organism in Eukaryota, Metazoa, Chordata, Mammalia, Artiodactyla, Suidae. The coding region runs from base 386 to 1207 and encodes 273 amino acids. Gene Ontology annotation, biological process: positive regulation of axonogenesis. The transcript is spliced from 6 exons. Gene Ontology annotation, cellular component: cytoplasm.